AUGGGAGGGUUCAUAGGCCAUGCUGUGGCGGGAACAAUGUUUUUAACCAUCUCCGGGUGGUGGUUUAUUGGAGACGUCCUGCAAAUGAAUCGCCGCAGUGGAACACUCCGAGCUAAAGAUAAGCAGAAGGGGAAAAGGCGAUCCAACCGAUUCCAACUCGUGUGGUAUCACUGCCCGGGUCCGACGCUCUCCAAAAUUCCACUGGAGCCAAUGAUAAAAGUGGUCUUAUCAGCAAUCGGAAUCUUGGUUGAAAUGCCUUUUAACAAAACUCAGCAAAAUUAUAUGACGAACAGGGCGAACUCAUCACCAAGAACUUACGCAAUCACGGACACGCACUGA
Molecule: messenger RNA, 339 nt
Organism: Porites lobata
Lineage: Eukaryota; Metazoa; Cnidaria; Anthozoa; Scleractinia; Poritidae
Source: the annotation of a GenBank genome assembly